AUGAAUCAUGAACUGAAUGUAACGUACAUAACUCUUGACGGCUACCUGGAGGUGAGCAAAUACAGAUAUGUUUAUUUUACUGUUAUGCUUGUGGCUUAUAUUCUCAUUGUUUGCUCUAAUUUCACUAUUGUGUGCAUCAUAGUGAGUCACAGAAACCUUCAUGAGCCGAUGUUUGUCUUCAUUGCUGCUCUGUUGAUCAACUCUGUUCUUUUUAGCACCAUGAUCUAUCCGAAGCUUAUAACCGACAUUUUAUCUAAAGAACAGAUCACAUCUUACCAAACUUGCCUCUUUCAGUGGUUUCUAUAUUACUUCUUAGGUGGUUCAGAGUUUUUUCUUUUAGCAGCCAUGGCCUAUGACAGGUAUGUGUCAAUCUGUAAACCUCUGCUGUAUCCAACUAUCAUGACAAAAACAACUGUCAGUAUUUUUCUGCUUCUAUCUUGGCUUUUACUAAUUUGUGUGACCGCAGUGCCAGUUGUACUGAGUGCCAACACUAAGCUCUGUAACUUUACUUUCAAGGGAAUUAUCUGUAGCAGCACAGUUCAAAAGCUUCGCUGCGUCAGAUCAAUAGUUUUACAUAUUUACGGCUUGGUGGCUGUGGUAGUUGUCAUAGUAUUCCCUGUACUUUUCAUCGUUUUCACCUACAUCAGGAUAUUUAUAAUAUCCUACAGGAGCUGCAGAGAAGUGAGAACAAAAGCCGCACAGACCUGUUUACCUCACCUGCUGGUUUUAUUGUACUUUUCCUGCUUGAUCGCUUUUGACAUAAUUUUAACUCGACUGGAUUUCGACUUUCCCAAAUCUGUACGUUUAAUCAUGACAUUGCAAGUCAUCGUGUGUGAACCUCUCUUUAAUCCAAUCAUAUACGGACUGAAAAUGAAAGAAAUAAAUAAACAUCUCAAGAUCUCAUUCAGAAAAUUAUCCAAACAGGCUAACGACCCGCCCGCCGACACCCGGACCGGAUACAGGCUCUCUUCGCCGGCCCCGCACGAUUGUUUGUCGGCCGCUAGCUCCGGUAGCAGCCGGGAGUUCUACAUUUACAUGACGGCUUGUUCUGUUCGCGGCUGCGGGGGAGAGCUGCUGCUUCUCGGGAGGUUUUAG
Acanthochromis polyacanthus (spiny chromis) is the source of this 1095-nucleotide messenger RNA. Its product is annotated as olfactory receptor 6C70-like. Bases 1 to 1095 code for a protein of 364 amino acids. Gene Ontology annotation, biological process: G protein-coupled receptor signaling pathway. The record is from RefSeq and is a predicted model, not a curated record. Lineage: Eukaryota; Metazoa; Chordata; Actinopteri; Pomacentridae. The transcript is spliced from 2 exons. Gene Ontology annotation, cellular component: membrane. Gene Ontology annotation, molecular function: G protein-coupled receptor activity; olfactory receptor activity.